Molecule: messenger RNA, 1422 nt
Organism: Gloeophyllum trabeum ATCC 11539
Lineage: Eukaryota; Fungi; Basidiomycota; Agaricomycetes; Gloeophyllales; Gloeophyllaceae
Product: leucine carboxyl methyltransferase
Exons: 5
Coding region: 1-1053 (350 amino acids)
Biological process (GO): C-terminal protein methylation
Molecular function (GO): protein C-terminal leucine carboxyl O-methyltransferase activity
Source: RefSeq, a predicted model, not a curated record
AUGUAUCCCCCUGCCAACGCUCGCGACGCCGACGCCGCCAUCCGCCAGACCGACACUGACGCCGCCGGUGCCCGCCUCUCCGCCGUGCAGAAAGGCUACCUCCACGACCCCUUCGUCAAGGCGCUCGUCCCGCGCGCACACUUGCAGCAGCCCCGCCCGCCGCUGACCAAUGUCGGCACGUACGUCCGAUCGGAGGGCAUCGACGAGCUCGUCAACCGCUGGCUCGACCUCGCCCAGGAGGACGGCGUGAAGGCGCAGGUCGUCAGCCUGGGUGCGGGGAGUGACACGCGGUUCUGGAGGAUCGAGACGGGUCCCAGGAAGGGGCGGCUAGCGAAAUAUCUCGAGGUUGAUUUCGCCGAGGUGACGACCAAGAAGGCGAUGGCGAUCAAGAAGAGCAGGGACCUCAGCGCCGUUCUCGGUUCGCCCGAAGACAUCAAGCUGGGGAGCGGUGGCACGGCUCUGCAUUCGCCCAUCUACCACCUCCUACCCGCCGACCUCCGCCAGCCACCUUCAGAGACCCUCGCGCCCCUGCUCUCCCUCCUAUCCCCCUCCCUGCCGACCCUCCUUCUCUUCGAAUGCGUCCUCGUGUACAUGUCCCCCGAGGCCUCGCACGCGCUCAUCCAGUGGUUCGUCGACCAAUGCUCCGGCAUCCUCGGCGGGAUCGUCUAUGAAAUGUUCGGCCUGCAGGACUCCUUCGGGAAAGUCAUGCACGAGAACCUCAGGGCCCGCGGAGUUUCUCUUCCAGGCGCGGUCCCUUACCCAACGGAGGCCUCGCUCCCCGCCCGAUUCCUCCAGCACGGCUUCACCAUGUCUCGCGCGUUGACGCUGCGUGACAUCCGGCGGGCGUACAUCAGCCGUGAAGAGGCUGAACGAAUAUCGAGAUUUGAGAUGCUGGAUGAGAUUGAAGAGCUGGAGCUCGUGCUGGGUCAUUAUGCUAUUACUUGGGGUGUGAAAGUACCGGAGGGCAAGGCCGACGUGAGGGAUCGUUGGACAGGGUGGGGUUUGGAGCCUAAGCAGACAAACGCAAGUCUUUCACAAGUGGAAGAUGAGUAGAAACCAUAGUGGGGAGGCGCGACUAAAGAAGGUAAUUAUAAAUUUGUGUGUAUGAGUACUGCUUUAUCGUACGGGUGAUGACUGAGCUGCCAAUGGUCGUGAUCAUGAUUUAAAUCCCAAGAAAAGGUUCUACGCAGAGGUAUGGUGUUUAAACCGGCGCCUGAAGGUCGUCCCUCCUCACUUCAGGCUGUGCCUUGUUUACCUCCUUCGGCUUCUCUUCGUCGACACCCUCCUCACCCCAUCCCACCGGCUUCUGCUCGGCACUCUUCUCGCUUCCCUUUGCCGGUGUCUCCUCAUCCCCUUCCUUCUCCCCUUCCUUAGCCUCCGCCGCCGCGUCCCUCCUCUCCUUAUCCGUAUCCGGUAUCGGGC